AUGGGAUCUGCCGCAAAACGAACAAACGCCUCGUCGCUGUCUUCCGUGGCCAAGAAGAAGAAGACUUCCCCUUCGGCUGACGAGUUCAAGCACUUCUACACCUCCAUUACUGGCCAAGUUCUCGCACUCAAAGACGAUGCUGGAGAAGUGAUAUCUGGACCGUUUGUCAAAUUGCCUCCCAAGAAGUUGUAUCCCGACUACUACGAGAUCAUUGACACGCCCAUCUCGCUUGCUGAGAUCCAGAAGAAGCUCAAGCAGAACAAGUACCCUGUUGACUCUACCCACGAGUACUUGGCCGACUUCCAGCUCUUGCUCGAUAACGCAGCCAAGUACAACGACCCCGAAUCAUGGAUCGUCGCGUCAGCACAGAAGAUCUACGACUACGUAGAACAGCAAUCCGACGAGUUCCUCAAGAACGGAAGUUUCGAUGGAAACACCCAAGAAAAAGAGCCAAAGAAGGCCGCUGGUGUCAAGGAAGAAUCCGGUGAGAAAAAGAUCACCUUCGACAGAUUGCCUCUGAUUUGCACUGCCUUGCUCAAGGACGUGAUCUCGCACGAGUUCCCGGACGAGGGCAUCAUCAGCAACCCCUUCAUGGACGAUGUUGAUGUUGAGGAGUACCCAGACUACUUGAACUACGUCACCACGCCCACCUCGUUUGGCAAUGUGUUAAAAAAGAUAGAGAGAAAGAAGUUGUUUUCGAGCAAAGUCUCCUUGGUCGACAACCUUGAAAAGUUCUACAACGCCACUAUGCUUAUCUUCACCAACGCCCAAUUGUACAAUGACCCCUCGUCAGAAAUCCAUCAAGAUGCUGAAAAAUUGAAGGAAUUGUUUGAGGAGAAGUACGAUGUCCUCAAGGAUGAAGUCACAAAAUUGACCAAAUUGAGAUUGAAGCUAAAACAACCAAAAGUGAAACUUAACUUGAAAUUGAAGGGUGAAGAUCAGAAGGAGACUCAGGAUGUCAAACAAGAGCCAACUGGCCAAGCUUCCAUCGCCGACAUUAGUGACAACAAGGAAGAAGAUGGUGCAGCUCCCGUGGACACUGUUGACAAGCCACAAGAAGUACAUACAGAGAAGAAUAGUGCAAACACUCUUGGUAAAUCGUUACCAAAGAUUUCCUUAGAUGACACCGUUAUCCAGGAAGCUUCUAUCUCCUCGUCUAUUGCUGCAGUCAACCAUAUCACCAAGCACACUCAACAAAAGGCAUAUCAAUCCAGCAACCUUCCUCUUCCAAAGAACGAAGAAAUGAAGAAAGCCUUGUUCCCCACUCAUCCACUUCAUCCAGUUACAACCUUCUUCGAAUACAAAGUUCCUUCAAACGGUUAUGCCGUCCAAUCCUACACUAUGACUUUACCAGCCGAUGUGCUGCCAUACAUUUCUAUGAAGGUCUCAUUGCAUAACUUGCUCCAUUCCAUCAAAAAGGCUGAUUUGAUAGACGGUCGUGGGUACUUGAACUCUUCCACCGAUGACGAUUUUCAAUGUAAGCUAUUUGUUAAUGAAAGAGAAGUUUCAAACGGUGGUGAUUGUUUUGAAGAAAAGAAAAAUGAAAACGACUUACUUGGACUUCAAUACGACUUGAAAUUAACCAAUGGAUUGAAUAUUUUGGACUUCGAAGUGAAAGUCGGCCCCAACUUGAGUAAGCAAUUUAAACAUGCCAAAAUCCCAGACGAAAAUGAGGAGCUUGCUGGUAGACACACUAGACACCAACUCCAGCAAUUGAAGAUGACCUGGGAAGUUGAGAAGAUUACGUUUUAUGUUAUUUGUAACACUACUUGA
Molecule: messenger RNA, 1773 nt
Organism: Suhomyces tanzawaensis NRRL Y-17324
Lineage: Eukaryota; Fungi; Ascomycota; Pichiomycetes; Serinales; Debaryomycetaceae
Exons: 1
Coding region: 1-1773 (590 amino acids)
Biological process (GO): chromatin remodeling
Cellular component (GO): RSC-type complex
Molecular function (GO): protein binding
Source: RefSeq, a predicted model, not a curated record